AAACCUGUUUAAUUUCUCUCUUAAUGGUUCGGUGACUUAUUGCCUAGUGAUCAAAUUUUAUUUGUUGUAUCAGGCACUGUUACGACUCAUUGGUUACACACUGGAUCUUUAUGUAAAGGAGCUUGCAUCAAUAUUUUUACAGAAUUGUCAAUUAUUGUUGCUCCAUUUGGAUAUUAUAUCUGUGUUAAUCAGUUCUUGUUAAUAUUCAUAACAUGGCUGCUACGCACUCUGAGGUGAAGCGCCACUCUGGCGCAAGGAGUUCUCGGAAGCCAGCUGAAGGUGGCAGGAAAACUGAGAAUAAGACAAGGGCUAAUAAUAAAAAGGAAAGAACUGAUAUCCCACCACCUCCAACGCCAGCUGAUGCUUCUUCCUCGCCUAUACUAUCUCCACCAACUGGUAUAUCCACGGAUAGCUUUAACAACAUAUUGUCCAAUUUUACUCAGGCACUAGCAAGUGCAAAUGGUAACCAACCAGGCUCUAAAGGAUCGCAAGAACAGUUAUUAUGCGAUAUGGGCAAGCUGUUCAUUUCAAGUAUGAUGACAUUUAACCAGAUACUACAGAACCAUGCUCUGAGUAGUAAUGAUCAGGCUGUAGCUCCUGUUGCAGCAGACACCAGUAAAUCAGAUACUAGACGUACCAAACCGAAUCGUUCCAAGGAAAAUGGUAAACGUGGCCCUAAAGUACAACCUCCUAGUCAAUCUACAAGCAGUGUUACCAAGCCUAACCGAGAGAAUCUGAAACCGAUAAGGAUUAACCCAGAAGACCUGAAUGAUUUCCCUCGGAAUCCUACUUCUGCGAUGCAAUGUGAUAGCUCUAACACAGUAGAUACACCCCCAGGGCCUGGUGAUUCCAAGGGCAACGUGGUUACAACAACUAAAAAUGGCAAGAUUCACAGGUCACAGCGUGAUAAAAGUGCCGUUGCUGAUGGCGCGAAGCAGGUAAACGCACGCAAAAAGAUGACUCCAGUGGAGGCUAUCAAGACGUCACAUGACAUGGUUACGCCCAUUUCAGAUGCUAACACUACGUGUUCCCCAGCUGCCACUACACAUUCAGAUAUAGGGAGUUCCGCAGAAGGAUGCUCAGUCAAAAGGGACUUUAGUACCGCUACUACACCGAGCAACGUUUUGGAAGUUGAAGAAAUGGCAUACCUAGAUGGCCUGGCGUCGGCAGGUGAACAGUUGAAUUUCAACAUAUACAAAUUUGUGGAUAGCUGCACCAAUGUAAAUGCAUUAUUAGAGCCAAGUGAACAGUAUGCAAUUGACAAGCUUGGCGCAUGGCUCGGUAACCAUGCAGAACCAAUGGUUAGCCCACGUGAGAACCAGGAAACAGCUGCCAAACCUGUCAUGCGAAGCCCCGUUGAAUUACUCCGAGCAGCUUUCAUGGGAGAUAUUGAAUCGCUAAAGGCACAAAAAAACAUUGAUGUGAACUAUGUAGACGAUGUAGGUCGUAGUGCCCUCCACUACGCCAGUGCAGCUGGAUCUGUCACUUGCGUGGAAUAUCUAUUGGCCAGCGGUGUGGAUGUCAACCUGGCUGAUAAAAAAGGAUGGAGAGCUAUACAUAUUGCAGUGUCAAAAAAUUAUACAGAUGUAACUCGAGUGCUUAUAGAUGGAGGAGCUGAUAUUUUCGCGCUGCUCAAACACAAAUGUGCCCCUGCUAGAUUAAUGGAUGUAUAUUCCCCUGCAAUUCACUUCGCAGCUAUCAAGGGUAACAUUGAGAUAACAUCUCUUUUACUGGCACAUGGAGCUACUGUAAACGAUCUAGAUUCAGCUAAAAUGACGCCAUUGCAUUAUGCAGCUUACAGGUCCAACCUGGAAUAUCUGAAAUUCCUGUUGUCCCAAGGUGCCGUCGUCAACAUGGUGGAUGUUAAUGGAAGGUCACCUUUCCACGCAUCGGCACUCUCUGGGAUAAUCGACAACCUACGCGCCAUGGUGGAGAAGGAGCCGUUCCUUAACUCCGAGGACAUCUGGGCACUGACACCCUAUAAACUAGCUGAGUUGCGGAACCACACGGAUUAUUGCAAUUAUCUUAAGGAGACGCUUAAUAUAUUUGAAGAAGACCCUGAUGAUAUAAAUCGAGUCCUGGCGUCUACUAUCGCCGUCGCUCUGCAGGAGCCUAACUCCGAUCAAAUUUACCGCUGUAUCAGCCGUAUAGGACCGGAGCUGUCCAAGACCGUGUUUGACCUAACCAUGCAAAUUGAGCGCAAUGGCGGAGUUUUAAUUGCAGAUGGUUCUAGAAGACGAACUAGUGGCGGUAUCUUCUUCACCUGCCUGCGUGAGUUGUACCUGAACGACAUCAUCUCAAAGGAUGAUUACAACUACAUACGCGCAGCGGAGAAUGAAAAGAGAAUUGCCAAAGCGAAAGAACGUCGAAACAAACUGAAAGCACAUGUAUAAUUUCUUUUUUCUCUGUAAUG
Molecule: messenger RNA, 2413 nt
Organism: Babesia bovis T2Bo
Lineage: Eukaryota; Apicomplexa; Aconoidasida; Piroplasmida; Babesiidae
Product: Ankyrin repeats (3 copies) family protein
Exons: 1
Coding region: 213-2393 (726 amino acids)
Cellular component (GO): nucleus; cytoplasm
Molecular function (GO): protein binding
Source: RefSeq, a predicted model, not a curated record